UUCAAUCUUCAUUCGUCGAAGACAUAGGUUCGAACCAGUCCAACUGAGAGAAAAAAGAAAAUUGUUUUUAUCUCACAGUCUCACACACUCGCUCUCUUCCCCAUGGAAGUAAAGUUUUGACAAAAAUCUAGGGUUUCUCACUCUCUCCUCUUCAGCUUCCAUGGAGAAAUCCGAGCUUCAGAGAAGAGGUGAACGCAGACUUCCACCAUCACCUAAGGUUGCACCAUGGCUUGUUUUCCCACAUGGUAAAGAUGGUAAGUUCCAAACUUUCUAUAACAUUUGUGAUCAUCAAUUAAACAAGAGAAAUUCAAACAAAUUUAUACCAGAAUUAAGUAAAAGAAGAUUUUGGCAGAAAUCUUGCCACAAAGGGUGGGUAGUCAGUGUUUGUGAGGAUGAUGAUACUGAUCCUAAUUAUGGAGAUUGUUCACUUUGGAAUCCCCAAUCACUAGAAACCAUUCACUUACCUUGUUUGCCCAAAAAUGUAAUUGAUGAAUACUUGAUCAAAGAUUAUCUUUUGACUUCACCUCCUCAGACCAACACCAGCAUUAGCAGCAGCAGUAGUAGUAGUGACAAUGAUGAUUAUGAUGCUGAUUCCAUGGUUUACAUACUUUUUGAUUGUCGUGGUGAAAGUCCCGACGUUCUUCUAUUUUGUCACCCUGGUGAAAAACAAUGGAGAAAGCAUGUGUUUAAUUAUGUCGAAUUUACUGAAUCAAUGGUAUAUCUCAAAAGUAAGUUACAUAUAAUGUGUUGGAGCGGUUUCUACUUGGAGAUAGAAGUACAGCGUGGGUCUGAUUUCGAUGAUGAAGAAACCCUUGCAGUAAGUCAUAUUCGUGUUUGCUUAGAUGGCAUUUCAAAAGAAUCACCAUCUGGAGGUUUGGGUCGUUCUUUUAAUGUGUAUUAUGUGGAAUCAUUUGCUGAUGUCUUCCGAAUAUUUAUAGCUGGCAUUAGUAGAGGGAUUCAUCACAGCGUAUCCCAAAUUGGAAUCGUAAAAUUGGAUUUCUCUGCAAUGGCUUGGGUGGGUGUCAAAAGUUUGGAUGACCAUGUCUUAUUCCUUAGCAGUUGUACACGGUUGUCUUGUUUGGCCUCGGACUUGGGACUUUCAAAAGGUUGUGUGUAUUAUACACAAUAUGAAGAAAUGAGCUUGUACAAAUAUGACUCGGAAGAUCAAAGUAUUUCACUUUCUUUACCAUGCCCUGAUCUGCGGACACCAUGGUUCUUGCCUCAGUGGCUGAUGAUUACUACACCUCCGAGGUUGACGAUAGAAGAACAGCAGACUGUAAUUUAGAAAAGGUGGAACACAUGGAUGAAGUUAUAAAGGUAAUGGAAAACAUAGCUGGUAGGGAUGAUGAGAAAGAAGAUACCGAAAAAGGAAGGCUAGGGAUUAUGCCUAUUGAUGAUUUGGUAUGGUCAGUAUCAAACUAUCUUCAUACAUUGGAUUACAUACAUUUACGUGCAGUGAGUAAAAGAUACCGUGCGAUGAUGAAUCUCAGAAGAUCCUCUUCUAUUAGAACUUUCAAGACCACAGAUUUAUCCCCGUGGCUGGUUUUCUCCGACUAUGAUCGAUCCAUCUACAAUUUCGUAAACCCACUGCAUAAUAAUGAGAAAUACCUCAUUAGUAUUCCUGAAAUGGUAAAAGGUUCUAGAAUUUGCUUUUCGAAAGGUGGGUGGUUGCUCAUGGUGAACGGCCUGACUUUGUUCUUCCACAAUCCCUUCACGAGAUCCGGUAUUAAACUUCCAGACUUCCCAAAUAAUCGUGGUGCCCCUUUCUCAGGUAUCUCGUUCUCUUCUUUGCCGACUUCUGCAGAUUGUGUAGUUUUCGCCAUAAAAAAACAAUUGGAUGCUAGCAUGUCCAUCUUCUUCAUUAAACGGGGAGAAGAACACUGGAGGUGUGAUUCCUUUGAUGCUACUAGUUAUUUACCUCUCAACAGGAAACAAAUGGGAUUCGAGAUGGAUUUGAACAAUCCAGUUUUCUACAACGGAGUAUUCUAUUGUCUAGACAUAAACGGAAAUUUAGGUGUAUCUAAACAAGAGAAUGACAACGUAAGUUGGGAAGUUUUAGCCAUGGUAAGCGGACCUAAUUGUGGGUUUAUCUAUAAGAGUUACUUGGUGGAGUGUGAAGGAAAACUUUUGUGUGUGUUAUUAGGCCAUUUGGGGAAAUGGGUUCGUAUUUUUAGAUUGAACGACACUCAAAUGGUUUGGGUUGAAGUUAAAGAUCUGGGGAGGCAUAUGUUGUGUGUUAGCAAUACAUCUUCUAUCUCGGCAGUUGCUCCAGUUAGUCAAAUGGAGAACAAAAUCUACUUUCCGAGGUUGCAUGAAGAUGGUAUCUUAUUCUAUUCCCUUGAUACAGGUAUGUAUCACUGUGUUGGUACUACUAAACAUUCUGCUAAAGAUUAUCGUGAUACGAAGGUGAAGUUAUUCUGCAGUUGGAUUGAGCCCAACUGGUCAGAGACCUCAGUUAAGUCUCUUGAUUGGCUUAGCAUUUAGAUAAAUUUGAUGGCUUUGUGGUGUAGUUGGUUAUCACGUCAUUUGAAGGUCUCAGUUCGAUCCUGAGCGAAGCCGAAUUUGCCCCUCUUAAGGAAAAAAUGAAUUUAUUUGGAUAAGUUAGCAUGUGGUUUUUAUUUUUUAUGAGACAGUAAUCUAUUUAUGUUCUGGGUGUCGUUUCUAGCCUGCCCCAACUUGUUUUGGAGCAAAGGCUUGGUUGUUGUAACGUAGUAAUCUGGCUUGGUUGUUGUAACAUAGUGAUCUAUUUAUG
Molecule: messenger RNA, 2752 nt
Organism: Papaver somniferum (opium poppy)
Lineage: Eukaryota; Viridiplantae; Streptophyta; Magnoliopsida; Ranunculales; Papaveraceae
Product: F-box/kelch-repeat protein At1g57790-like
Exons: 2
Coding region: 1210-2484 (424 amino acids)
Source: RefSeq, a predicted model, not a curated record